AUGUCACCCCUGGAAACACCGCCGUCUCCCGCACGCUUCCCCCACCACGCAGCCGCCGGUAGCCGCCGGUAUCGCUCCAAGGCCCAGCGCCCUUGCGACCUCUGCCGCGCGCGCAAGGCGCUCUGCAACAUCCCGGAUCCGAGCAGGCCUUGUCAGCUGUGCGACCGCACCGGACGGCCGUGCACGUUCCUCGCCGGGACAAAGAGCAGGCCGACGCGCUGCAGCCCGGGUCGCAGCUCUGCCGACGACGGCGCGGCAGACAGUCUUGCGGAUCAAACGCCGUUGACGGCUUCAUCAUUCUCGCGCAAUGAUGCACGGGGCGACUUGGUGGUGGACAACCCUACCAGUCUUUCACCUGCGUUUGGUGGUCACCCGCUCGGGAUGGAUGAGAUGUUGCCGACACAGUGGUCCCCGGAUCUGGAGCAGCUGGGGCAGGCUGAGGCCUUCAUGCAAGACAUUCCCAACUUUUGGUCCAUCCCAUACGGCGACGCUUCUGUCAUGGGAACGGCGGACUCUGCUGUUGAACCCAACAGCGGAAACGAGGAGGCCCUGUCACGCCCCCAAGUCCAGGCCACUCUCAACAGGCAUGAUCGGUCGACAUCCUUCAUCGGCUACUCCAAUGAAUCCGAUCCGUUCUUGCUGGAGCACUACCCCUACAACGCGGCAGACGAGCUGGACUUUUUCAUGGUCACGUAUCGCCGGCCAUCGUCUCAACCCGUGUCGGCCGGCCACCCGCCAAUCCAUUUUCUCCAGUCAAAGCCUCAAGCAGUGCUGCAAAACCAGGAAGCAAUGACGGGCUGCCUGGCGCUCAAGAAUGAACGCGACCUUCUCAAUGAAAUUGUCAGUGUCGAAAUGGGUGUAGCAUUGUUGCGACUCUACCUCCGGUUCAUAUUCCAGAACCUCCCCAUUAUAUCAAGAACAGAGCUACUAAAAGACGAAGAGGAAUUCAUCAAAUCCACCUCCCCCGGCGUCCUGGCCGGCAUGUAUGCCCUCGCCCUGCCCUUCACCUCCUGGGACGAGCAGUUCUGCCUCGACAGCGCCUACUCCAAGCCCGACGUCAACCGCCUCUGGCAAGUCUCUUACUCUUGCCUACAGCGCGAGCUGCACUUCCCCUCCCUCUCCACCGUGCAGAUCAGCCUCCUGCUGCUCAACACCACCACCUUUGACCCCGUCGCCGUCGAGACCCCGUUCGCCUGGUCGCUCGCGUGCUCCGCGCUGGCCGUCGCGCAGUCGCUCGGCCUGCACGUCGACCCGGGCCCGUGGAGGGGCCUCCCCGCGGCCGAGGCCCGGCUGCGCCGCCGGCUCUGGUGGACGGUCGUCGCGGAGCACGGCUGGCGCGCGGUCACGCACGGGAGGGCGUCGAUGCUGCGCGAGGACGACUGCAACGUCACGCCGAUAUCGCACGCCGACUUUGCGGGCGUGGAGGACGCUCACGGCGCCGCGGAUUACUUUAUUCACUUCUGCGCGCUGACGGACAUUGUCAGCGAGAUAUGUCGCAGUUUCUUCACGCUGAGGACAGUCUCUAAAGUUCAAGAUCUCAAGGACAUCAUGGACCGGGCACGGCCUCUACAGCGCGCCCUGCACCGCUGGCUCGAGUCUCUGCCGCCGUCCCUCUCCCUGGACCAGCCGGCCUCCGACGCAACCAACUCCGAUGUCCCCGACAGCCGCGCCUCUCUGCACGUCGCCUACUUCACCGCGCGCGUGCUGCUCCUCCGCGCGCUCCUGCGCCCCAUCGUCCGCCCUCGCCUGCCGGACGACCACGACGACGACUCCGCCGUUCACGAGGUCCUCCAAGAAUCCCGCGACUUCAUGCGGGCGCUCAUCGCGGUGGUGCGCGGCCUGGACCUCCGGUACACGGCCGCCUUUUGGCCCGCCUAUGCGCGGCACUGCCUGUGCUACCCGGGGCUGUUCUGCUACAUGCUCUGCUUUCAGAGGCGGUCACCGCGGGAUCGGGCGGGCGACGAGGAGCUGUUUGCGAGGUGGCGCGGCGUGCUGCGGGCGAGGGUCGGGGCGUGGCCGCUUCUGCGGUUCGCGGUCGUCAAGGUGGAUGCAGUCUUUUGGAAGAAGAUGGAGCAUACGAGGGAAAAGCGGCAGUGGUCUGGCUAG
This is a messenger RNA of Cordyceps fumosorosea ARSEF 2679, 2106 nucleotides long. Its product is annotated as fungal specific transcription factor domain protein. Gene Ontology annotation, biological process: DNA-templated transcription. The record is from RefSeq and is a predicted model, not a curated record. The transcript is spliced from 3 exons. The coding region runs from base 1 to 2106 and encodes 701 amino acids. Gene Ontology annotation, cellular component: nucleus. Gene Ontology annotation, molecular function: DNA-binding transcription factor activity, RNA polymerase II-specific; DNA binding; zinc ion binding. NCBI's taxonomy places the organism in Eukaryota, Fungi, Ascomycota, Sordariomycetes, Hypocreales, Cordycipitaceae.